AUGGCUCUUUUUGGGUUUCUUUUUCUCUCCUUUGUCUCAUCUGUUCAUGGAUAUUAUGGAGGUUGGAUUAAUGCUCAUGCCACUUUCUAUGGAGGUGGCGAUGCUUCAGGGACAAUGGGUGGGGCUUGUGGUUAUGGAAACCUGUACAGCCAGGGUUAUGGAACUAACACAGCAGCACUGAGCACUGCAUUGUUCGAAAAUGGUUUGAGCUGUGGGGCUUGCUUUGAGAUCAGAUGCGUGAAUGAUCCACAGUGGUGCCUGCCUGGCGUUAUUGUAGUCACUGCCACUAACGUUUGCCCUCCUGGAGGCUGGUGUGAUCCUCCCAACCAGCAUUUUGAUCUCUCUCAACCUGUCUUCCAACACAUUGCGCAAUACAGAGCUGGAAUCGUCCCAGUAAGUUACAGAAGGGUAAGAUGCAGGAGGAGUGGAGGCAUUAGGUUCACCAUCAAUGGUCAUUCAUACUUCAAUUUAGUCCUGAUCACCAAUGUUGGGGGUGCUGGUGAUGUGCAUUCAGUGGCCAUCAAAGGUUCAAGAACUAAAUGGCAAGCAAUGUCAAGAAACUGGGGCCAAAAUUGGCAGAGUAACUCUUACCUUAAUGGACAAAGUCUCUCUUUUGUAGUUACGACAAGUGAUGGUCGCAGUGUGGUUUCUUACAACGUCGCCCCUGCUGGUUGGUCCUUUGGGCAGACAUACAGUGGAGGGCAGUUUAGGCACUAG
Messenger RNA from Dovyalis caffra, 717 nucleotides. The record is from the annotation of a GenBank genome assembly. Lineage: Eukaryota; Viridiplantae; Streptophyta; Magnoliopsida; Malpighiales; Salicaceae.